Messenger RNA from Vanessa atalanta (red admiral), 1967 nucleotides. Its product is annotated as proton-coupled folate transporter-like. The coding region runs from base 367 to 1956 and encodes 529 amino acids. The record is from RefSeq and is a predicted model, not a curated record. Gene Ontology annotation, molecular function: transmembrane transporter activity. The transcript has 8 exons. Gene Ontology annotation, cellular component: membrane. NCBI's taxonomy places the organism in Eukaryota, Metazoa, Arthropoda, Insecta, Lepidoptera, Nymphalidae. Gene Ontology annotation, biological process: transmembrane transport.
GUAUCAACUAGAAUGAAGAUUUAAAUUUAAUUUUACGAGUGUUUUUUUUUUAAGUUGUGAUGAUGAUAAACACUAGUGGACAUUGCAUUAAUAAAACGCACGUUGAUCCGUCCAAUACAAAACAAAAGCCAAUUAUCUGUGACUACGUUUUAUCAUUAUCUGCGCUUAAUUGAUAUCAAACAAAUAUAUCGGACAAGUAAAUAAUAAAGGCAAUUAUUGUGUCUGUCACGUUGACAUUAACUGUGUUAAAUUGAACAUUGUAACUGUGACUGCCGUUCGUGUUUAAAUCAAAUUAAUAUAAAAUGGAAAAAUAUAUAAACGUAUAAAGAAAUAUUUCAUUUCUGAACCAACGAUAAAAUUGGUAAAAUGUCUGAAAAACAAGAAUCGAAAGCCAACAUUGAAGAAAGACCUUUAAAUAAAGAAAAAAUACACAAAAAAUAUAAAGACAAAGGAUUUACAGAAAAACUAUGGCAUAUAAAAGAAAACAUAACCGUAGAGCCGUUGCUAGCCGGCCUCAUUAUACCAAGUGUAAUAUCACGAUUUGCAAUGGGUAAUUUUAAUUUGGACAAAGCUUGCAGAGUAAAUCUGGGUUUCGGAGAUGAAAUAUGUGAUGCAUUAGUUAAAAGAACGACCAACAAUUAUUCGACAUACGAAAAAGAAGUGCAAACAUUAAUAUCAUCAAUAGACAUCUGGAAGAGCAUAAUCAACACCGGCUUACCGUGCAUACUGAUCAUGUUUCUUGGUGCUUGGAGCGACAGAACUGGUAAAAGAAAACUCUGCAUAUUACUUCCGAUUGUCGGCGAAAUUGCGACGUCUGUCAACAAUUUGGUCAAUGUUUACUUCUUCUACGAAAUUCCUGUUCAAGUGACUGUAUUUUUAGAGACGUUUUUUACCGCUGCCACUGGUGGCUGGGUGACAAUGUUCCUUGGUGUAUUUAGUUAUAUAAGUGACAUAACAUCGGAGCAGUCGCGAACCUUUAGAGUUGGUCUUGUCAACUUUUGCAUGACUGCAGGACUACCGAUUGGAAUUGGAAUGAGCGGAAUCUUGCUCCAAAGAAUGGGAUAUUACGGAAUAUUUUCUAUGACUACUGGACUGUUUAUCGUUGUAUUUCUCUAUGGCUGCUUUUGUUUGAAGGAACCCGAUGACUGGCUCAAAGACAAAGGACUACCAGUCAUUGAACGAAGCGACAACAAGGAGGUAUCGUUUUUCGAUGUGACGCACGUUCUGGAUACUGUCAGCGUCGCGUUCCGUGAACGACCCUCAAACAGACGGUCAAAAGUGAUCCUCACUCUUCUGGCUGUGUUCAUACUGUUCGGCCCAUCCAUGUCUGAACAUAUUAUAUUCUACCUGUUCGUGAGAAAUCGACUCAACUGGGACAUGGUCAAAUACGGUCUCUUCACGAGUUACUCCAUAAUACUGCAUUCGUUUGGAGCGAUGUUCUCUAUAACAAUUUUAAGCCGAAAACUCCAGGUCGAUGACUCACUACUUUGCCUCGUAUCGGUCACCAGCAAAUUCGUCGGUUCUCUUUGGACUGCCUUCGUCAAAACAGAUAUAGAAAUGUAUUUAAUUCCAGUCGCCGAGCUGCUAAACGGCACCACGUUUACGUCUCUACGCUCAAUUAUUUCAAAAUUGGUCGACAAACAGGAAACUGCUAAAGUGAACUCAUUGUUCUCACUGACCGAAACUUUGGCGUCUCUGGUCUUCCAACCAUUCUACUCUUGGCUCUACAUGAAGACGCUACACGUGUUGCCAGGGGCGGUGUUCAUUAGCAGCGCAAUCCUGAUUGUACCAGCAUCUUUCAUCCUCGCAACAUUUUAUGUACAGCACAGGACAGAAUUAGGAAAAUCAAGGAAAAAAGCGUUAGAAGCAGAAGAAAAGAAAGACGCAAUAUCAAAAUUGCCCGAAAAACCUCAAAGCAAUGAAAAUUCAGCGCAAGCUGAUUCAACCCACUUAUAGCUUUAAAACGA